AUGACAAGAAUCAUAGAAGGUGCCACUAAGAACUCUGCACUAGAGUACACUUGGUUUAAUCGAAUAAAUUAUAGAGCGAACUCACAGAGAAAAUCAAGAGAGUUCGCCAAAGAAGUGAAUUUUACGACAAAAGAAGAGCAACCUGAUCUAUCCUAUGAUCACGGGGCACGCUGGUCGCACCACGCGGUGAUCGACAACUCUGCUCUUGCAAGCGUUGGCGUCCACAGAUGCACCUUCGAAAAGCAACCUCCAGCUAACCUCCGUAAAUCAAACUUCUUCCACUUUGUACUGGCCCUUUACGAUCGUCACAAUCAGCUGAUCGAGGUCGAGAAAACUUACUUUGUUGACUUCAUCGAAAACGAUCUUGAACCCACCGCCGAAAAAACCAACAACGGUGUACAUUACCGAGUCCAACUCGCCUACUCAAAUGGAGUACGAACUGAACAGGACCUUUACGUCCGACUUGUGGACUCUGGAACAAGGCAACCGAUUGUAUAUGAGGGGCAAGAUAAAAAUCCUGAAAUGCAAAGAGUUCUCCUUACUCAUGAAAUUAUGUGCUCGCGAUGCUGCGAUAAAAAAUCCUGCGGCAACAGAAAUGAAACUCCAUCUGAUCCAGUUAUCGUCGACAGAUAUUACUUGAAAUGUUUCUUGAAAUGCAACCAGAACUGCUUGAAGAACGCCGGAAACCCACGGGACAUGCGAAGGUUCCAGGUGGCUGUUGGUACUUGUGCCCAGCUUGAUUCGGCUCUGUUGGCUUUUUCUGAUAACAUGUUCGUCCACAAUAAUUCAAAGCACGGAAGGCGCACUCGUAGACCAGAAAUUUCUGAUGAGAUGACAGGAGACUUGUCCCUGACGCCUUCAAUCAAGGCUAUUUCACCAUCUGAAGGCUGCAUGACAGGCGGCACAUCGGUUGUGAUUGUGGGAGAGGGUUUCUUCGACGGCAUCCAAGUUGUUUUCAAUGGAACGAUUGUCUAUGCGGAGCUCAUAUCGCCGACCGCACUGCGAUGCCAAACUCCUGCUCGAUCCGCUCCUGGGCUUUCUGAGGUCUCACUUAUCUACAAAGGCAAACACUUCCUCAAAAACUCACCGGCGAGGUUUAAUUUCACACAGCCGACCCAGAACAGCAUUGAGUUUGCGCUUGCACGUCUGACCAAGACUGUGCCAAAAUACCCAUCCGAUCCUCCGGGUAAUUUACCAAAGGAAAUCAUUUUGCGAAGAGCGGCGGACAUUUGCGAGUCUUACCUGCAGCGCUAUGCUCCUCCAGUGAACACUUAUCAAAUUCACCCGUCCGCAAUAACUGUCCAGCAAGAACAUCCUGCUGUCGAGAAGAUCGAAUCCGACUCGGUUGGAUACUCGAGGGACACAAACUCAGUUUCCCCGGUCCGGCAAAGCUUCUCGCCUCCAACGAUUCAGUACACUACCUCACCAGCAACAACUGCGUACUACCAGCCUGCAAGCCCAUCCUCCUCGUACACGACUUAUAGCGGCGCAACCAUUCUUUCGUCUGGGCCACAGCAAACCAUAAUCACGACAGCACCUCAGAACUCGGCGGCAACCGGUAUGUUCAGCUUCUCACCCGCUAACCUCGUCACAAUGACUGGAAAGAAAAUUUCGCCGCUCUCCUUCACUCAGUUGAAAGUAACGUCUAAUGACCCGGGUGCAGGUGCCACUGCGGGCAUCGCAACACUGGGAUCAGACGCAGUCAGUGGCAGUCAGUCUCAGCUUCAAAUCCAAAGUUAA
Messenger RNA from Oikopleura dioica, 1740 nucleotides. The record is from the annotation of a GenBank genome assembly. Lineage: Eukaryota; Metazoa; Chordata; Appendicularia; Copelata; Oikopleuridae.